Molecule: messenger RNA, 549 nt
Organism: Spathaspora passalidarum NRRL Y-27907
Lineage: Eukaryota; Fungi; Ascomycota; Pichiomycetes; Serinales; Debaryomycetaceae
Exons: 1
Coding region: 1-549 (182 amino acids)
Biological process (GO): vacuolar protein processing
Cellular component (GO): intracellular membrane-bounded organelle
Source: RefSeq, a predicted model, not a curated record
AUGGCUGCACAAAGUUCGAAAAAGUUGGCAGCUGCCAACGUGAAAACAUUAAACCAACUCCAUCUCAUAUCUGCAGGGAUCAACUUACUAGUCAUCAUUGCUAUAUUUUUCCUUCAUCGUCCUGCAUCAUUCUUACCAUGGUUGCUAUUAUCCAUUCCAAGUUUCCUUCUUCAAUAUAACUUGGAAGCUUCUGGUAGACCAAAGUAUGUCAAGGAGAAAGGGUAUGAUAAAUUGGUCAAGCUGGGACAAGACAUUCAUCAACAAGGUGGAUUAUUUGAAUAUUUCUUUGACGUGAUUUACUUAACUUGGUUGUUUGACAUUUUGAUGAUUAUUUUCGGUACUAAUAAAGUAUGGUGGGGGUACUCAGUUAUUCCAGGAUUUGCAUGUUACAAAUUAUAUGGAAUUGUUUCUCCAUUUUUUAAAAAUAAAGGUCAACAACAGCAAGAAACUACUUCCACCGCUGAAGAAAAGUCAGCUUCAGGUAAGAGUAAACGUCAACAAAAGUUGGAGGCUAGAAGGGAGAAAGGUCCUACUAUGAAGUAUAGAUAG